GGUCUCAUUGCCAACACAUUAGCAUUGUCAUUUUCGUCUAAAGCAAAGGAUAUUAAGAAUAGUGUGAAAGUGGUGUAGUCCAGCAGCACAAGGCGCAGGAUGAGUAAAACUAUCGUAUUUUUAAGCGCCUUAUUGGCCCUGACGGCUAUUGUAAAUGCCGGCAGUUUGAGUCAGAAUGCACGCGCCGUCGACAAUACUUUGUAUAGCCGCUUUUUAUGCCGCAAAAAGGUGAAUGGUUUCAAGGCCAUAGUGCCAGGAAGUUGCUCUAGAUAUUAUCAGUGCUACAAUGGUGCAAGCGUUGAGUUGGAAUGUCCCAAUUAUUACGAUUCUGAGAAAAACACAUGUGUCGAUCAGAAUCCUGGAUGUAUUGAGGAUCGCGAAAUGUUUGCUGUUCCUAGACCAGCUGCUGCCAAUGCACCGUGCGCAGGAAAAGCUAGCGGCUAUGUUGUGGGCGAAAAUCAAGCGGAGUGGUACAAAUGCUGUGAUAAUAAUGUGGUUGCCUCGGGUGUAUGCCCAAGUGGGCAGGAAUAUAAUUUGGCACUACUGAAAUGUGAUAUUAAAUCGUCGUGUGGUGGAGAUAAUGAGCCAUGUACAACAACACCAGUGCCAUGUAGUACGACAACAACAACAUGCACAACUACAACCACAACAUGCUCAACAGCAACGACAACACCAGCCCCAACAACAACAACGACAUGCACCACAACACCAGCCCCCACAACAACAACAACACGCACAACAAUAACACGCACAACAACAACACGCACAACAACAACACGCACCACAACACCAGCCCCAACAACAACAACAACAUGCACCACAACACCAGCCCCCACAACAACAACAACACGCACAACAACACUAGCUACGACGACACCAACAACAUGCACAACUACACCAGCCACCACGAAAACAACAACAUGCACCACAACACCAGCCCCCACGACAACAACAACAUGCACAACUACAACCACAACAUGCUCAACAGCAACGACAACACCAGCCCCAACAACAACAACAUGCACCACAACACCAGCCCCCACAACAACAACAACACGCACAACAACACUAGCUACCACGACAACAACAACAUGCACAACUACACCAUCCACCACGAAAACAACAACAUGCACCACAACACCAGCCCCCACGACAACAACAACAUGCACAACUACAACCACAACAUGCUCAACAGCAACGACAACACCAGCCCCAACAACAACAACGACAUGCACCACAACACCAGCCCCCACAACAACAACAACACGCACAACAACAACACGCACAACAACAACACGCACCACAACACCAGCCACCACAACAACAACAACAUGCACCACCACAACACCAGCUCCCACAACAACAACAACACUAGCUACCACGACAACAACAACCUGCACAACAACAACACGCACCACACCACCAGCCACCACGACAACAACAACAUGCACCACCACAACACCAGCCCCCACAACAACAACAUGCACCACUACAACAACAACAUGCACCACUACAACAACACCAUGCUCAACAAUAACUACAACUACACCAAAACCAUGCACAACUACGCCAGAACCAUGCCCAACGACACCACCCCCAGUGUGUAGCUCCUCAGCAGAUGCAAGUGAUAUUAAAAUGCAAGCAUCUGUCGUAACGAUAAAACCAAAUGUUUUUGUGCGACCUGCUCGAGAACCAAUCAAUACUAUUUCUGUGUUACCACCGCAAUCGCAUGAAUCCAAUGUAGAUUUAUAUAUACGAUACGCUUGUCGGGGCAAAACGAAUGGUUUUAUGCUAGCCUCAUUAAGAAGUUGCAACGAAUACUACAUUUGUCGCAACGGUGACGCAUUGAGAGUUAGCUGUGGUGACAAAUAUUUCAACUCUUUGAAGGGUCAAUGUGAUUUACCAGAGAACACCGGUUGUAUCCAACCUUAUCAGCAGAAAUUCUGAAUUUCGGCAUUCUGACAUUACCCAGAAGGGGAAAUGUAAACGAAAACAACUAUGACGAUAGAAUCAAAAAAAGCAAAAACAAAAAAAAAAAAAUAAUGAUUGUAAAAAAUGCCCAUACUAAAUAUAUCUCGGUACGUAUGUAUGUACUCAUAUAGAUUAUAAAAUUAUUAAAUAUGUUUAUGAGCAAAUUAGACAUGUGAAUGUA
Molecule: messenger RNA, 2152 nt
Organism: Anastrepha ludens (Mexican fruit fly)
Lineage: Eukaryota; Metazoa; Arthropoda; Insecta; Diptera; Tephritidae
Product: mucin-2
Exons: 2
Coding region: 100-1947 (615 amino acids)
Cellular component (GO): extracellular region
Molecular function (GO): chitin binding
Source: RefSeq, a predicted model, not a curated record